UUCCGCUGGGAUGAAGGAGCAGCCUUUCGGGGCGGCCCGCCCGGCCCUGUUCCGGCUCUCCGGUCCGGCUUCGUUCGGCUCUUCCGGUCCAGCCUCACUCCGGUUCUCCGGUCCGGUUUCGUUCGGCUUCUACGUUCCGGCGGCAUCGUUGGGUUGGAGAAGAAACGCAGGCGCUCACGUGGAACCUCGCUGCGCGUGCGCCGAGGUCGUUGGAUUUCCGCGGCCGCUGAGGCCCCGCGGGGUCGGAAGGAGCCUGCGCGGUCUGUUAGCACGUGACCAACACUCUCUCCCUACGUAGCGCCCACUCCCCUCACCAACCCCUCCCCGUAGGGGAGUUCCUCCGGGAGGACCAAUCUUCCGGGUGGAGGGGGAAGCGGCGUGACUGGAGUGGAAAAUUUUUUCCAACACAACUUCGCAGCUGCAACUGAUUGAAAGGAGCACAAGAAAGCGAGAGUAUAAGCUGGGAUGACUGAAUGAAACUUCCACUUUUCUUCCUGACUUUUUAACCACUCGACUUAACACGAGCCGCGGUUGCCUUUUCCACCCCCUCGUCUUGGUACGGCCCUUGGAGUACGGAGCCUGCAGAGGGUCCCACGCUGGAGGAGAGAGAGGAGGAGUCGGAAGAGACAUUAGAGGUCACCCAAAGCAGCCGUCCCCUCUGCAGCCUCUCUGACAAGUGACUGAACGUUCUUCACGCUCCGAAAGGAAAAGAAGAGACUCAUUCGGGAUGUUUGACGGUUAUGAUAGCUGCAGUGAGGACACGAGUAGCAGCUCCAGCUCUGAGGAGAGUGAAGAAGAAGUUGCUCCUUUACCUUCUAACCUCCCAAUUAUCAAAAACAAUGGACAAGUGUACACAUACCCAGAUGGUAAAUCUGGCAUGGCUACCUGCGAAAUGUGUGGGAUGGUUGGUGUGCGAGAUGCUUUUUACUCCAAAACAAAGCGUUUCUGUAGCGUUUCAUGUUCACGAAGCUAUUCGUCAAACUCCAAGAAGGCAAGCAUUUUGGCCAGACUUCAGGUAACGGGUAAGCCUCCAACAAAGAAAGCAAAAGUUCUUCAGAAACAACCUUUAGUUGCUAAACUAGCCGCAUAUGCUCAGUAUCAAGCUACCUUGCAAAAUCAAGCAAAGACUAAAGCAGCAGUCUCCAUGGAAGGCUUCAGCUGGGGUAACUACAUCAAUAGCAAUAGCUUUACAGCAGCUCCAGUUACCUGCUUUAAACAUGCACCUAUGGGGACCUGCUGGGGUGAUAUCUCAGAAAAUGUGAGAGUAGAAGUUCCCAAUACAGACUGCAGCCUACCUACCAAAGUCUUCUGGAUUGCUGGAAUUGUAAAAUUAGCAGGUUACAAUGCCCUUUUAAGAUAUGAAGGAUUUGAAAAUGACCCUGGGCUGGACUUCUGGUGCAAUGUGUGUGGCUCUGACAUCCACCCAGUUGGCUGGUGUGCAGCCAGUGGAAAGCCUCUCGUCCCUCCUAGAACUAUUCAGCAUAAGUAUACAAACUGGAAAGCUUUUCUAGUGAAACGACUCACUGGUGCCAAAACACUUCCUCCUGAUUUCUCACAGAAGGUUUCAGAGAGUAUGCAGUAUCCUUUCAAACCUUGCAUGAGAGUAGAAGUGGUUGACAAGAGGCAUUUGUGUCGCACACGAGUGGCAGUGGUGGAAAGUGUAAUUGGAGGAAGAUUAAGACUAGUGUAUGAAGAGAGUGAAGAUAGAACAGAUGACUUCUGGUGCCAUAUGCACAGCCCGUUAAUCCAUCAUAUCGGUUGGUCUCGAAGCAUAGGCCAUCGAUUCAAAAGAUCUGAUAUUACAAAGAAACAGGAUGGACAUUUUGAUACACCACCACAUUUAUUUGCUAAGGUAAAAGAAGUAGACCAGAGUGGGGAAUGGUUCAAGGAAGGAAUGAAAUUGGAAGCUAUAGACCCGUUAAAUCUUUCCACAAUAUGUGUCGCGACUAUUAGAAAGGUGCUGGCUGAUGGAUUCCUGAUGAUUGGGAUCGAUGGCUCAGAAGCAGCAGAUGGAUCUGACUGGUUCUGUUAUCAUGCAACCUCCCCUUCUAUUUUCCCUGUUGGUUUCUGUGAAAUUAACAUGAUUGAACUUACUCCACCUAGAGGUUACACAAAACUUCCUUUUAAAUGGUUUGACUACCUCAGGGAAACUGGCUCCAUUGCAGCACCAGUAAAACUAUUUAAUAAGGAUGUUCCAAAUCACGGAUUUCGUGUAGGAAUGAAAUUAGAAGCAGUAGAUCUCAUGGAGCCACGGUUAAUAUGUGUAGCCACAGUAACUCGAAUUAUUCAUCGUCUCUUGAGGAUACAUUUUGACGGAUGGGAAGAAGAGUAUGAUCAGUGGGUAGACUGUGAGUCCCCUGACCUCUAUCCUGUAGGGUGGUGUCAGUUAACUGGAUAUCAGCUACAGCCUCCGGCAUCACAGUCGUCAAGAGAAAGCCAAUCAGGUUCAUCAAAACAGAAGAAAAAGGCUAAGUCCCAGCAAUACAAAGGACAUAAGAAAAUGACGACAUUGCAGCUGAAGGAGGAGUUGAUAGACGGAGAGGAUUAUAAUUUCCUCCAAGGAGCAUCUGAUCAGGAAAGCAAUGGCUCUGCCAGCUUCUACAUCAAACAAGAGCCCUGAGAGGGCGCUGCAGCGGAGGGCGGGACUGGUUUAUAAUCACUCGAGCUGUACAGCGGGGCUCUUCUACUGGGACAUUUUGCUAAACAUAGAAAAUUUCAGUUCCAGAUUUUUCAGGUGGGUGGGGAAACUAUUUUAGUCGUGGGGGGAAAUUUUUCAAUUUAUAAAGAUGGACAAUUUUUGUGUUGUAUUUGAAGCUUUUGAAAGAAUUUUGUAAUAUUUUCCAAGUUUGGAUUUAUGUGCAUUGUUAACAACUGAAAUUCUAACUUUUUGGUAAGAUUAAAGUUUAGGUAGCAGGAUUGAAGGAAAUGAUUUAAGAAGGAUAUAGUUGUAAAUGCAAAUGAACUGUCAUUACAAAUGAACCUUUUUGGUACCUGUUGGGAGAUUUUGGGAUUUUAGAAGUUAGGCCAGUCACAUCUCCAGCUUCCUUUGCUGCAGAAAUAUGCAACUGAACCCCUCCCCCCCUCGUGGAGGGUUCAUCACCACAUAGAUCAUGGAAGGGGUAAUUAAUUCUGCUUGUUGGCAUUUUAUUGCAGCCCAUUUUAAAUGUUUGUACAGAAAUGUUUUUCAUUCUGUGAAAAUUUAUUUGGAGUUCUAUAUGAAACUGGAAGAACUCUGGAUACUUUUAUAUGUUCUCUUUUAAUUAAAAAAUGAUUAAAAUUAUCCUAACACUAAAGUGUUAAACUGGAAUGGUUGACAAGAUAAACAGGAUUUCAGUCUACACGUUGAGGGGUUGGGGAAAAUGUGAUAUUGUCCUUCGUUCAUUUUCUUUUCCUUACUAGAAGAUACCCCACGAGAGGGAUUCUGAUGAGUUCCCUGCCAUUUCCCUCCAUCUGUUAGAUAAUACUUAGUAUAACCACACCCCAAAACAGAUGUUCUUCUGUAUUACCAGUAGAAUCAAAUCAAGAGUUGUUUAAAGCCAAAAAUCAGUUUAGAAUUCAAAAUCAUUCCAGCUCUGCUUUUAACUAUCCUGGAUUUGUUUAAAAAAAAAAAAAAAAAAACCUAAUUUGAAAGAGAAUUUAAUUUUCUUAAAAUUCCAUAUAUAUAAAUAUAUAUAUAUAUAUAGUAUGAAUUGUCUUUUAAUUGUAUUCAAAAUUAAUUUUAACAGUAAUAACUGAUUUGGACCAUUUCAAACAUUCCCUACUUUAAAAUUCACAUGGCUUCCUUUAAAAAAAAGGAUACAAGGGUAAAUUGGUGAAAGGUUUGCUCUCUGCAUUCUAACUUUCUGAGUUGUGACUGAAUGAGAGAGCUCUAGCGUUUACCAGUGAGGUUCAUAAACUAAACUCUCAGGAAUUAAUUGCAUCUGUUCUAGAAGUGCUUCUGGGUCUUAGCCUGGCCUCUUCAGAGUGGUAAUAUUGGCCAUCUCCUCUGGAAUACAGGUAGGGCUAUUUAGAAAUUAAUCAAAAUGAUUAACCUCUAAAGUCCUUCAGCCUAUGGAAUGCUUUAAAAAAAAAAAAAUGGUAAUGGAAAGCCCCAGGAGACCACUUUAGGUAAGAUUUUUGUUUGAAUUUUAAAAUGCAUAGAACAUUAAAAACCAGCAAUUUAUUUUCUAAAAUAUUGCUCUACUUUGGGGAAUAAUAGCAUUGGUAAUACACACAGGUUUACCUCAUUCUAUGCAAGAGGGGUUAAUAACAUAAGGUUUUAUAGUUGCUACUGGAAGUAAAAUUUGUUACUUUAUAGUGUAAGAAUGUAUGGAAUCGCAUGUCAACAUUUCUUAAUACUGACUCUUUAGGGGCAUAAAUGCAGAUCAUAUCAACGCCAGGUUUGAUUCUCAUGUGUCAAAUAUAUGUGAAUUCAGCUGUUAAAUUACUGGAUAUUUAUCUUAAACAACCUUACUGAGAGGGACCUACUGUAAAUGUGACAUCCUCACACUUCCCAAAUCUUUGACUUUUAAGAAUCUUCCCGUAAGCGAAAAGCCUAGAAGACUUUCACAGCAGGGCUUACCACGGUCUUCAUUCUCAGGCUCUGGUUCUAUGACAGGAGCUGCAGGGCGUGCUUGGCCAUACCUGGGGCUUAGGGGCCCUUUGGGGAACUGAGUAAACCAGGAAGGAUUUGAUUUGGAGCCUGGUAGUAAUUAGUUCUGUGCACAAUGUUCAUUUGUAGCCAGGUCUUAGAAGCUUCCAGUCACACAGCAAAACCAGGCUCUGAGCGUUUUCGAAUGUCCCACCUGUUUGUGUGAAGUAUUUCUCGUCUCGAUCCCAUGCCCAACAGUUAAAGGUUGGCAAGGACUUCCUACGGUCUAAACAGUCUGAAGCCCUCCUCGUUGUUCAGGCUCUUAACUCCUGCUGCUGAUGAACAGAAAAGUUAGUGCAGAGGAGAUUGAUGUCUUAGCCAUAACUCCAGCUGUACAACCCAAUAGCCCCAUUCUCUUUUACGGUUCAAACUGUACUGCUGACCUUGGGUUUGUUUUCAUUUUUUUCCUGUUAGGAUUAUUUGGGGAUUUUGGGUAGUUUAAACUCUUUAACCUUUUCCUUGCUGUGUAUGAGGAAAGCUAAAGCUGUUAUCAACUUGUUAUUCUACGGAUACUAACACGGGUUUUCAGUGUUUGUUUGUUUUUAUUAUAUUAAUUUUGCGUGAUGUGAAUACCCUCUCCCAUCAAUACUUGUAUUAUGGUGCUAUAUAUUUGGUAAUGAUCCUUUACUAUUGGGAAGGGAUUUUAAAAAUACUGUGAUGAAACGGGGUUGCUUCCUUUGAUUUUCAUAUUUUAAAUAAAGCCACAGUCAUUUAUACAAAAGAAAAGCAUCUGUCCCUGGGCAAAUCUUUUGAGGACAGAGGUCAAAGUAAACUGCAUAAGGUUUUUACAUCAUUUCUGUAUGUAUUUGAUAUAUAGAUCAAUAUCUGUACAAAUUUAAUCUUUUAUUUUCUUGGUAACUUGUGAUCACUGAGAAAGUAUUUGAGACUUUCUCAUUAAGUGUAUAUAAUGGCGUGAAAAAUUCCUUCAGAGAAACUUAUGUUCCUUUCAUUUUUACCAAACUGCAAAUUUUCAGCAUGGAUGUGAAAAGCAUUAAAAUUAUAACUUUGUGUACAAGAUGAAAAUAAUUCACUAAAAUUUGCCCUUUUUUACACAAAAUAAAACGUUAAAGUUAA
Leptonychotes weddellii (Weddell seal) is the source of this 5704-nucleotide messenger RNA. NCBI's taxonomy places the organism in Eukaryota, Metazoa, Chordata, Mammalia, Carnivora, Phocidae. The record is from RefSeq and is a predicted model, not a curated record.